Molecule: messenger RNA, 2010 nt
Organism: Guillardia theta CCMP2712
Lineage: Eukaryota; Cryptophyceae; Pyrenomonadales; Geminigeraceae
Exons: 6
Coding region: 1-2010 (669 amino acids)
Source: RefSeq, a predicted model, not a curated record
AUGGCGAGAGGGAUGUCAGAGGAGGAAGAAGACGCAACGCUUGCAAGGUGCAGGGCGAACAGGAGCAAGCGAUCACGAGAGAAGGAAAGUAGAGGAACAGGAGGGAUCGAGAUCGACAUCGUCGUCUCCAACAUCUUUGACGCUCUCGCCAUGUCGCGGGCGGUCGGCAGAGGGCGGGAGAAGGCGAUCAUCUUGCGGGGAGGGAUGCAUCGCCUGCACAAGACGCUCGAGCUCGGUCCUCAAGACUCCUUGACAACCUUCUUGAGCUUCCCCGGGGAAACAGCGACGAUCAGGACCCAGAGCGUCAAGGGCUACACACUUCUCUUUCCGGGAGGCAUCAGGGUCGGCUCCCUCUUCCCCGACUACAGGUACCAUGGAGAGGUUGCAUCCAUCGCAAUCUCACUGGUGGGGAGCAGCAUGGGAUACGGCGGUCCUGCAGACGUUUUCUCGCCUCCUCGCUCCUAUUGGGCUACCAAGAAACCUGCAGGAGGAGGAGGAGCAACGUUUGCGAGGGUUUCAGGGAUCCGUUUCAACACUUCGACCUUUCCUUCCUGCUCGUGGGAGGAAAGUUUCGACCCGCAGCGCGAUCCUCCGAUCCUGCAUGCCUUCCACGCUGAGCACUGGGGAAACUGGCAAUUCAGGCUCAACCAGAGCUCUCGACCUGAGCAUGGCGAGCUGACAUGGCACGAGGGAGGCUUCCAGGAGGCGCGCGGGAGUGCAGGAAACGGAGCAUCGGAGUGGUACGUGGAGAACGUCUGGGAGCUGACGGACUCUCCUUUGGAAUGGUACUGGGACAAGUCCGGAAGGACGCUCUUCUUCGUGCAGAACGGGACAUCCGAGCCUCCUUCGGAGGGGAUCGUGGCAGCCGGACUUGCGCAGGUGAUCUCGGUGGUGGGAGCGCCGGGUCGCCCCGUCAAGUCAGUCAGGUUCCAAGGGAUCCGCUUCGCACACACUUGCUCGACGUUCCUGCAGCCCUACGAGGCCCCCAACGGAGGAGACUGGUCCCUGCAUCCCCGGGGUAUGCUCACGAUCAGCCAUGCUGAGCGUGUCGAGGUGCUGGACUGCCACUUCCUCCGAGCAGGAGGCAACGGGCUCGUCCUCCGUAACCUCACCAGGAACGUGCGGAUAACCGGCAACCACUUCUCGUGGACGGGAGACAGCGCGAUCGUGCUGGCAGGGUUCGUGGAAGAUUGUGAGGACCGGGAGGAGACAGUCCCUCUCGACACCCUCAUCUCGCACAACUUCGCGCAUGAGCUCGGCAUCUGGGGGAAGCAAACAGGGUUCGUCUACCAGGCGCUCGCCGCGCGGACCAAGAUCACUCACAAUGUGGCUUUCAACGGGCCUCGUGCUGGAAUCUGCUUCACUGAUGGUUACGGGGGUGGGCACGAGGUCAGACGAAACGUCCUUUUCAACUUUGUACGCGAGACCAGCGACCAUGGCUUGUUCAACAGCUGGGACCGACAGCCCUACAUCACGAGGAUCAGGGAUGGCAGGACCUGGUCCCCCAUCCCCAAGACGUCUACCAUCAGCAAGAAUCUCUUCCUCAACGGCUACAGGAGCGUCUGGCCCAUCGACCAUGACGACGGCUCGGGAUUCUACCAUGAUCACCGCAACGUUCUUGUCUACGGAGGCUUCAAGAGCUUCUUGGGGAGCAACAAGACGGUAGAAAACAACCUCUACCUCUUCCCCGACGCCUUCGCCCGACAGUUUGGCUCUAUCUUCUGUGCUUCUGUCUGGCAGCCCGACCUGGGCCCCGAGGUCUGGCGAAGGAACACGUGCGUCAAGCUCUCCAACGAGAGUGCGCUUGGGGGGUGGUGCGGGGAUGCCGGAGCUAUCCUCUCCUACGGAAACAGAUACUUCAUGCCGCAUGCUGUAUGGAGGGCAGACUGUGGAUCGUCCACGAAGAGUAUGGAGGAGCUCCAGGCACGCGGGCUAGAACGAGGCUCCUCGGUCCUCAACUUCUCAUCGGCCGAUUUCGCGUUCAAGUUGGCUGAAAUCAUUCUUAGAUAA